AGACCCUCCGCCUCUUUCGCCCCAUCUGCCAUUUUGGUUUUGUUCCCGUCUGCAGUCGCAAAGCCAGCAGCGCAGUUACACGAGACUCUUCUUAACGGCAUAGUGACUCGACAGUAUAGCGCUGACAGCCCGAACCCCGUACCCCCGUUUAAUUUGUUGCUACUAACCGUCGAAUUAGUCAAUUAUUGUGAACGCCGACAUCUGCGAACUGCGGGAGAGGAGCGGGUUUGCAUAGGGAAGGCACCGAGAAGGAUUAUUGAUGUCCAGCUCGCCGCUGUCCAAGAAGCGCCGCUUGUCAGGAACAGAGACGAAGACGGGAUCCCACUGCUCCUCCUCUAACUCUGUCAGAACAGAUCUGUCCCACACACCUGCCAACGGCAUGGCUAAGAAUGGCAACGAUGCUGAGAUUGAUGAAGGCCUGUACUCCAGACAACUCUAUGUGUUGGGCCAUGAAGCAAUGAAGCGCAUGCAGAACUCCAAUGUCCUCAUUUCUGGCAUGAGAGGUCUUGGAGUUGAGAUUGCUAAAAAUGUCAUCCUGGGUGGAGUCAGAAGUGUCACUGUGCAUGACCAGGGAGUUGCAGAAUGGAGAGACCUUUCUUCUCAGUUUUACCUCCGGGAGGCGGAUUUGGGGAAGAACAGAGCCGAGGUGAGCCAGCCCCGUUUGGCUGAACUGAACAGCUAUGUUCCAGUGUCGGCCUAUACCGGAGCGCUAACCGAGGACUACCUGACGAAGUUCCAGGUGGUAGUUCUUACUAACUCAACUCUUGAUGAGCAAAAACAGUUAGGGGAUUUCUGCCACAGUAAAGGGAUCAAGAUAAUAACUGCAGACACACGUGGGCUGUUUGGUCAACUUUUCUGUGACUUUGGAGAUGAAAUGAUUGUGUAUGACACCAAUGGAGAGCAGCCUCUUAGUGCCAUGAUUUCCAUGAUCACCAAGGAUUCCUCUGGAGUCGUUACAUGUCUCGAUGAGGCUCGUCACGGCUUUGAGAGUGGUGAUUACGUCACCUUCACAGAGGUUCAGGGCAUGGUCGAACUCAACGGCUGUCAGCCAGUGGAAAUUAAAGUUCUUGGUCCAUACACAUUCAGCAUCUGUGACACAACCGGCUUUUCAGACUAUGUCAGAGGAGGAAUAGUUUCUCAGGUUAAGAUGCCCAAGAAGAUUGGAUUUAAAUCCAUCUCCUCCUCCAUGGCUGAGCCUGAGUUUGUGUUGACGGACUUUGCUAAGUUUGAUCGUCCAGGACAGCUGCAUGUGGGCUUCCAGGCUAUUCACGCCUUCCAGAAAAAGCACAACCGGCUUCCUGCACCUUGGAGCAUGGCUGAUGGUGAAGAGCUGCUCAAUCUGGCCAAAGAGGUGAACUCUGCUCAGACGGGUUCUGCCAAAGUGGAGGAGCUGGACGAAGAUCUUAUCAAAAAGGUUUCGUUCCUGGCUGCGGGGGAUCUUUCUCCAAUCAAUGCCUUCAUUGGGGGUGUGGCUGCACAAGAAGUGAUGAAGGCGUGUACAGGGAAAUUCAUGCCUGUAAUGCAGUGGCUGUACUUCGAUGCCCUGGAGUGCCUGUCUGAAGACGCUGGAGUCCAGCUCACAGAGGAAGAGUGUGCUCCUAGGAACUCUCGUUAUGAUGGGCAGAUCGCAGUGUUUGGUACUAAACUACAAGACCUGCUUGCCAGACAACGUUACUUCCUGGUUGGAGCUGGUGCCAUUGGCUGUGAGCUGUUGAAAAACUUUGCCAUGAUAGGACUGGCAAGCGGAGAGGGUGAGGUCAUUGUGACCGACAUGGACACCAUCGAAAAAUCCAACCUCAACAGACAAUUCCUGUUCAGGCCAUCUGAUGUCACGAAAAUGAAGAGCGACACAGCUGCUGCAGCAGUGAAGAAGAUGAACCCCUCCAUCAGGAUCACAGGCCAUCAAAACCGAGUGGGCCCUGAAACAGAGAGGGUUUAUGAUGAUGACUUCUUUGAAAGCCUAGACGGCGUUGCCAACGCGUUGGAUAACGUCGAUGCACGUAUGUACAUGGACCGGCGUUGUGUUUACUACCGUAAACCCUUACUGGAGUCCGGUACCUUAGGUACCAAAGGCAACGUCCAGGUUGUGAUCCCCUUCCUCACAGAGUCGUACAGCUCCAGUCAAGACCCACCUGAGAAGUCCAUCCCCAUCUGUACCCUCAAGAACUUCCCAAAUGCAAUCGAGCACACAUUGCAGAGAUCCUAAGUUUAUGGAGCGUACACUGAAGCUUCCUGGGGCCCAGCCACUGGAGGUACUGGAUGCAGUUUACAAGUGUGUCGUCACAGACUGUCCACACAGCUGGGCUGACUGCGUAGCCUGGGCGCGCAACCACUGGCAGUGCCAGUACAGCAACAACAUCCGUCAGCUAUUGCACAACUUCCCCCCUGAGCAGCUCACCAGCUCAGGUGCACCUUUCUGGUCUGGCCCAAAGAGGUGUCCUCAUCCCCUAGAAUUCAGCACUAGCAAUGACUUGCACAUGGAUUACGUUUUGGCAGCUGCUAACCUGUUUGCGCAGAUGUACGGUCUGCCAGGUAGCACCGACCGGGCAGGACUGGUCAAGAUUUUGCAAGAGGUCAAGGUGCCCACUUUUACCCCCCGCUCAGGGGUUAAAAUUCAUGUCUCUGAUCAGGAGCUGCAAACGAGCAACUCAUCUGUUGAUGACUCUAAACUGGAAGAACUAAAGACCAAACUGCCGUCACCAGAGUCCUUCCAGUACAAAUUAAACCCUGUUGAGUUUGAAAAGGAUGAUGAUACCAAUUUCCACAUGGACUUUAUUGUGGCUGCAUCCAACCUCAGAGCAGAGAACUAUGACAUUCCGCCUGCAGAUAGACACAAGAGCAAACUGAUUGCUGGCAAGAUCAUUCCUGCUAUUGCCACCACCACAGCUGCAGUUGUUGGCCUGGUCUGCUUGGAGCUCAUCAAGGUUGUGCAAGGACACAAGAAGCUUGAGACCUACAAGAAUGGUUUCAUGAACCUAGCCCUGCCUUUCUUUGCCUACUCUGAGCCCAUCGCUGCUCCAAAACACAAGUACUAUGAAACUGAAUGGAGUCUGUGGGAUCGCUUUGAAGUAACAGGAAUGCAGCCCAACGGUGAAGAGAUGACACUCCGCCAGUUUCUGGAUUACUUUAAAAAUGAGCAUCAGCUGGAGAUCACCAUGCUUUCUCAGGGAGUGUCCAUGCUCUAUUCAUUUUUCAUGCCCUCUGCCAAGCUCAAAGAGAGACUUGAACUACCGAUGACUGAGAUUGUGACCAAGGUGUCCAAAAAGAAGCUGGGCAAGCACGUGAAAGCUCUGGUGUUCGAGCUCUGCUGUAACGACACUUCAGAUGAAGAUGUGGAAGUGCCCUACGUCAGAUACACCAUUCGCUGAGCCUCACCUGGACACCACCCACAAGGAGGGUGGUAGUUGCAAGGGGGGUGCGAGGAAUGGGGGGUGUUCUCAGUGGGGAAAUAGUGGUGUGACAAACGGUGGGGUGGAUUGAUCCAGAUCGGCUCUAUUGGAUCAAUUGGUUUCCUUUUUUAGGCCUGUGGUUUGUUGAAACCUGUGCCUGACUGUACAUAGCCCCAGUAAGCUGACAGAAGGAUACCUGUCUGUGUGUUACAGUUCCACUCGGUGCUUGACUGUGGGAAGAGGAGUUUUGUCGGAGGGGGGGAGCAUGUACAUUGGGCAUCCUGAUGUUUCUCUGUAGUAGAACCUUUAAACUUCAACAACCUUGGUGCCCUCAUUAUUGCAAAAUCCAACUAGUCUGUAUGUACAAUAACACCCAACUAGUAUUCUGAAGCAGAGCUUUAAACACCUGCUUGCUCUCCUCUCUUCUGCAGCUGUUUUCAUAUAGAUCUGCCCCUCAUACUGUCAUUUUUUAUUUUAUUUUAUUUUUUUAAAACAAGGCUAUCUAAAAACCCAAAUCUCCCUUUAAUUUUUCCCCGACUGGAAGUGGAAGUACAGCAUCAUCCCGACGAGAAUGCCCUUCCCACUUUGAAGCACCCUUGAAGCCUCAUUUCAGCACUCUGACUGCUGCACAUGACAUGAGUUUUCUCUCCAUUCUCUCCAUGUCAUGCGUUUCUGUUCCAUUUUAUUUUAUUUUCUGGGGGGGAGGGGGUAUUUGGAUGGAGUUUCGGCACACAGUUGGUAGAUCAUCAAGCUGUCUUUCUACUUUGUUAACUCCAAAAUUAAUUAAAUCUAAGAGCGAAGCAUUGAGAUGUAUCUUGAAUGGGAGCACUUAGUGUUAUAGUGAAUAAACAUGACAAAACAA
This is a messenger RNA of Oryzias melastigma (Indian medaka), 4251 nucleotides long. RefSeq names its product ubiquitin-like modifier activating enzyme 1 (gene uba1). Gene Ontology annotation, biological process: protein sumoylation. NCBI's taxonomy places the organism in Eukaryota, Metazoa, Chordata, Actinopteri, Beloniformes, Adrianichthyidae. Gene Ontology annotation, molecular function: SUMO activating enzyme activity. The record is from RefSeq and is a predicted model, not a curated record. Gene Ontology annotation, cellular component: cytoplasm; SUMO activating enzyme complex.